CUCACGAACUGCUUUCCCAGCGUUAUACUCAGUUAUGUCACCAUCACGUACACCUGUGAGGUUAACAAUGCCCAACCGCUGAUUGAUUUGGAGCUAUUCGCUUCGUACUACAACCCAACCCUCAAUCCUGGGUGGCCGGCGACUCUGGACGCGGAAACCAAUGCCAUUACAUUCAUGCCUAGUUGGGGGGCGCCUUCAGGACGUUGGGAAUUGGUCAUUACAGGGCGUCCUGACAUUUCAAGCACUGCCACACCUCAGACGAGCAAUAAAAGCAUGGGCUUCAUGCUGAUUGCAGAGACCAAUGCGAAUUUCGCUUCAGAAUAUCCAUAUUACGGUAUGGGUGUAUCGUUUGCACCCAAUCUU
Trypanosoma grayi is the source of this 363-nucleotide messenger RNA. RefSeq lists its product as hypothetical. The annotation marks the transcript as partial. The transcript has a single exon. Lineage: Eukaryota; Euglenozoa; Kinetoplastea; Trypanosomatida; Trypanosomatidae. The record is from RefSeq and is a predicted model, not a curated record.